ACCACCUUACAACUACUAUCACGUUCAUCUUCAGGCAAUGUUAGUCUUCAGCUAGAGGGCACUGCUUUCCAGUUGACUGUGCUACCACGACCUGCUGCUCACGCUCUGGCCGCAUACACUUUGCCCUUACGUCAUGUUGACUACUCAGCCAUGAUCCAGGCUCCGAUGCCUGGCCUUGUCAAAUCGGUAGCCGUUAAAGUAGGCGACCAUGUUGCUGACGGCCAGGAGCUAUGUGUUCUUGAGGCAAUGAAGAUGCAGAAUAGCAUGACUGCAGGAAAGUCGGGCAAGGUAAUUAAAUAUCUCACCUUGUUUAACCUCCUAAGUAAAACGUUAUUUUGCUCUUUUUGUUCCUUUCUCUAA
This is a messenger RNA of Protopolystoma xenopodis, 360 nucleotides long. The record is from the annotation of a GenBank genome assembly. Lineage: Eukaryota; Metazoa; Platyhelminthes; Monogenea; Polystomatidea; Polystomatidae.